Messenger RNA from Cornus florida, 2455 nucleotides. RefSeq names its product probable inactive ATP-dependent zinc metalloprotease FTSHI 3, chloroplastic. Gene Ontology annotation, cellular component: chloroplast thylakoid; membrane. Gene Ontology annotation, biological process: proteolysis. Lineage: Eukaryota; Viridiplantae; Streptophyta; Magnoliopsida; Cornales; Cornaceae. Gene Ontology annotation, molecular function: ATP hydrolysis activity; ATP binding; ATP-dependent peptidase activity. The coding region runs from base 301 to 2166 and encodes 621 amino acids. The transcript has 4 exons. The record is from RefSeq and is a predicted model, not a curated record.
CCAUCAUUACUUUCGCCUUCUCUCUUCCCCACUCGCGUGCUUACCCAAACGCACCGUUGGUUCUCUGUGGAUAUAAACACUGAUAAAAAGAACCCAAAAAAUCUCCUCAAAAACUCAUACCAAACACGCUUUGCAAUUUCCUCCACCAAGCUGAUCCCAGGUAUUGCCCAUCUUAUCCCCAAAGCUAUUCCAUUUCAAAAUUCUUCCACAACUUUUGCGUGCAAUCUCGUAGAAAAUCCAGUACUGGGUUAGUAUUCUUCGUGUGUAUAAUGGAAGAUUUGCUGUCCCUGUUAUAAAAAAAUGGCUUCUUUAGCUCUUGUUUCAAAUAGUGGGCUUCUGAUUACUCAAGAAUUAGGGAUUGGUCAUGUUGGAAAAUCCAAAUCUUUAGGUAGAUAUAGAGGUGUAACUUGUUCAUUAUCUAGUUCUUCCCAUAGUUUAGUUCAUUUACCUGUAUUGGGUUUUCGUAAUUGUUGUAAAUUUGAAGGUAGAUUGUAUUCUAACACCAAAAUUUGGUCACUGAUCAAUGAAAAAAAUGGAGAUAAAAGUACUCAUUUGGGAAGAAGAGAAGAUAAUAACAUUAGGAAGAGGUUUUCGUUACGAUUGCGCCCGAGAUUUCGAUUAUUGUUGAGAAAAUUGAAGAGUGCGUCUAUUCGGUCUGUGUUAAAUGGCCUUGGAACGUUUCUGCGUAAGAAUAUGAAAAGAGUGACCGUCUCUACUUCAAUAUCAAUUGUAUUGGGGCUGUGCUAUUUAUUUUUGAGAUUAACUGCAAUGCCAUCUCCUAAAGUUGUUCCAUACUCGGAUUUGAUAAUGAGCCUACAAAAUGGGAAUGUAGAAAGGGUCCUUUUUGAGGAGGGAUCGCGUCGUAUAUAUUACAACACCAACUUGGUUUGUGCCGAAAACACUCCCAUGUCGGAAGAUAGAUCAUUGGCGACAAAUGUUGAGAAUGAAAAUGUGGUUGAAACGGUUGCAAGCAGUGACGCUGUGAGAAAACAGCAAGUAAUGGGUGCAAGUGUUUUGAGAGUGUUGACAAAGACCCGUGCUUCUAACCCCGAGUGGCAGUACUCCACAAGAAAGAUAGACCAUGAUGAGAGCUAUCUUCUUACUUUGAUGAGAGAAAAGGGAACUACAUAUAGCUCUGCCCCUCAAUCAGUGCUUAUGUCAAUGAGGAGUAUCUUGAUUACUAUUUUAUCUCUAUGGAUUCCUUUGACUCCUUUGAUGUGGCUCCUUUAUCGUCAACUUUCUUCUGCUAAUAGUCCAGCUAAAAAGCGGCGCCCUAGUAACCAGACGGUUAGCUUUGAUGAUGUGGAGGGCGUUGAUACUGCGAAGGUAGAGCUUAUGGAGAUAGUUUCAUGCCUUCAAGGAGCUAUUAACUAUGACAAACUAGGAGCAAGGUUACCAAGAGGUGUGCUGCUGGUGGGUCCUCCAGGAACAGGAAAAACAUUACUAGCCCGUGCAGUGGCUGGAGAAGCAGGAGUACCAUUUUUCUUUGUUUCUGCCAGUGAAUUUGUGGAGUUAUUUGUUGGAAGAGGAGCAGCUCGUAUUAGAGACCUUUUUAAUGUGGCAAGGAAGAAUGCACCAUCAAUCAUUUUCAUUGAUGAGCUUGAUGCUGUUGGAGGAAAGCGUGGGAGAAGUUUCAAUGAUGAACGAGACCAGACAUUAAACCAAUUGCUGACAGAAAUGGAUGGCUUUGACUCGGACAUGAAGGUGAUUGUUAUUGCUGCAACUAAUAGGCCAGAAGCGUUGGAUACAGCUCUAUGUCGCCCUGGCCGCUUCUCAAGGAAAGUACUUGUGGGAGAACCAGAUGAAGAUGGAAGGAGAAAGAUUUUAGCUGUACAUUUGAGAGGAGUUCCUCUUGAGGAAGACAUCGACCUCAUAUGCAACCUAAUUGCAUCUCUUACCCAAGGCUUUGUAGGUGCUGACCUUGCAGACAUCAUCAAUGAAGCUGCUUUACUUGCUGCUCGUAGAGGCUGUGAAUGUGUGUCAAGAGAGGAUAUAAUGGAAGCUAUAGAGAGAGCAAAGUUUGGGAUCAAAGAUAGUCGAUCGAAUACUAGUUCAAUCGGCAAAGAGCUCGGUAAACUAUUCCCAUGGAUGCCAUCUCUGAUGGGCAGAAGCGACACGAGACGGGAUGGAAUGCAAGGGCUCCUGGGCUAUCAAACUCUUAGCUGAUGAGUAUGUUCUCCUUUUCAGUGCUGUUAAAGGAUAUAUGUCAAAGUCUUGUUCAGGAUGUUGUGACAUCUAAAUGAGAAGGAAUAUAUAUAUAUAUAUAUAUAUAUAUAUAUAUUGUCUAUAAAUUUUUGCUGAGACUUUUCUUUAGAGAAGUAGGAAAUGCUUUGUUGUUUCCUUUAUGGUGCCAAACUGGCAUUUUGUAUGAAUACUUCAAAUUUUACCUAUUUUGGGGUCUUAAAAUGUUACUGGAACUUGGUCUUCUAAUGAUUGCAACUGUUAUUUAUAUGUA